Messenger RNA from Rotaria socialis, 6540 nucleotides. The record is from the annotation of a GenBank genome assembly. NCBI's taxonomy places the organism in Eukaryota, Metazoa, Rotifera, Eurotatoria, Philodinida, Philodinidae.
AUGGGCGAUUUCAAUAAUGUAUCUGCUAUGAUCAGGGCUUUGAAAGAAGGUGGUAAUUUGGCAGCAUUAACUGGCGGUGAUCCACAUAAUCUUCAUUCCGGACGAACUGGAGCGUGGAAAGCAAAAAUAAAAUACUAUGCUAAACAAAUUAAUUCAUCUCAUCAACGUUCACUAUUCAUUUUUUCAAAAAAUAAUUGGAUACGAAAACGAGCUAAUGCUGUUAUUGAUUGGAAUCCAUUUGAAUAUAUGGUGCUAUUAACAAUUAUAGCUAAUUGUAUUGUUUUAGCACUCGAAGAACAUCUACCACAUGAAGAUAAAACAACAUUAGCCAGAUCAUUAGAAAAAACUGAAAUUUAUUUUAUUGGAAUUUUUUGCUUUGAAGCUGCACUUAAAAUAAUUGCUCUGGGUUUCGUAUUACAUGAAGGUUCAUAUUUAAGGAGUCUUUGGAAUGUGAUGGAUUUUGUUGUUGUUGUUACUGGUUUAGCGACGAUUAGUAUUAAAAAGAAUAGUUCAUUCGAUCUACGCACAUUACGUGCAGUUCGUGUGCUUCGACCGCUUAAACUUGUCUCAGGCAUUCCAAGUCUUCAAGUGGUGCUUAAAUCUAUAUUGAAAGCCAUGGCUCCAUUGUUUCAAAUAGCUCUUCUCGUUCUUUUUGCUAUUAUUAUCUUUGCUAUUAUUGGCCUUGAACUGUAUUCAGGUGUCUUUCAUACAACUUGUUUUUAUGCAAAUCGGACAGCUGCUGACAAUGAUAGUGACGAAUUAAUGUAUAAAGGUGAAGACCAUCAGUCUACUACAUGUGGCAUACCGGGAGAACCGAUAUGGGGAUGGUUGAAUAUAAAACAUGGUGUUUUCACAUGUAAUAUACCCAAUGAAUCACUGAGUUGUCGAGAAUAUUGGGAAGGACCUAAUAAAGGCAUAACUAGUUUUGAUAAUAUUGGUUUUGCUAUGUUAACUGUUUUUCAAUGUAUAACUAUGGAAGGAUGGACACAAAUUUUAUAUUGGACAAAUGAUGCUGUUGGAACGUUGUUUAAUUGGCUUUAUUUUGUACCAUUGAUUAUUCUCGGUUCAUUCUUUAUGCUUAAUCUUGUUCUUGGUGUUCUAAGCGGAGAAUUUGCAAAAGAACGAGAACGUGUAGAAAAUCGUCGAGCUUUCUUAAAAAUUCGUCGCCAGCAACAAAUCGAACGUGAAUAUAAUAAUUAUAUUGAAUGGAUUAAUCGAGCUGAGGAUGUCAUUUUAAAUGAAGAACGAACUACUGAACAAGAAAGAAGAGCUAUUCAUGAAGCUCGAAAAUAUGCGCAAUUAAAGAAAAGUCGGCAUACUCGUGCAGGCAAACAGCAUAGUGUUGAUGAUGAUGAAGAAGAUAUCGACAAUGCCUUUAAUCGUGGUCGAGGUACAGAUAUUGAACGCCCUGAUAGACCAAGAACUUUAAUGCGUCGAUGGCAUAUUCACCAACGUGUGAUUAAAAGUAAAAUUCGUAUCUUAGUUAAAACUCAAGCAUUCUAUUGGACUGUUAUUGUAUUGGUAUUUUUGAAUACUGUUUGUGUUGCUAUUGAACAUGAUCGACAAAAACAAUUUCUAACGGAUUUUUUGUAUAUUGCUGAAUUUAUAUUUUUGGGUUUAUUCGUUUUUGAAAUGCUUUUUAAAAUGUAUGGCCUUGGAGUUGAUCGAUAUUUUGCAUCAUCAUUUAAUAUAUUUGAUUUUGUCGUUAUUUUUGGCUCAAUAUUUGAAGUUAUUUGGACACAUUUUAAUCCAGAAGAAUCGUUUGGUGUUUCAGUUCUUCGAUCUUUACGCCUUUUAAGAAUAUUUAAAGUCACUCGGCAUUGGGCAUCUUUACGUAAUUUAGUCGUAUCACUCUUGAGUAGUAUGCGAUCUAUUGUCAGUCUACUGUUUCUUCUCUUCUUAUUCAUUCUUAUAUUCGCUUUAUUGGGUAUGCAAUUAUUCGGUGGCGAAUUUAGUUUUGAAGAUGAAACUCCAUUACAAAAUUUUAAUAAAUUUGCCACUGCACUAAUAACUGUCUUUCAAAUUUUGACUGGUGAAGAUUGGAAUGAAAUCAUGUAUAAUGGAAUUAUAUCGCAAGGAGGAGCCAAUGGUAUAGGAAUGAUCUAUUCGCUUUAUUUCAUUAUUCUUGUCUUAUUUGGCAAUUAUACAUUAUUAAAUGUCUUUUUGGCUAUUGCUGUCGAUAAUUUAGCUAAUGCACAUGAAUUAACAAAAGAUGAAGAAGAAGAACAAGCAGCUGAAGAAGAAAAACGCGAACGUGAAUCAAAGGAUGUCGAAUCGAUGUUUAAAUUAGGUGCAGCACAAGCAGAAGCAGCAACAACAACAGCGGCGACGACGACGACGGCAGCAGCAGCAGCAGCAGCAUCAAAUGCAAAAGCAAAGAAAAACGAACCAGAAACAGCUCUGAAUAGAAAUAAUCCUCAACAAAUUGCAAAGAAAGGACAUGUUGACAAUACUGCUAAGAUAUCUUUUGAUAAUCAAUCUCCGGCACCAUAUAAUUCAUCAAGUUCAAAAGCAAAUACAGAUUUUUUAGAUAGACAACUAUUUGAAAAAGCAGAUUUAGAUUAUAUACCUGGCUUAGAUUAUGAUCUCGGUCCAGUUUUUAUUCCAACAUCCUUAGAUCAAUUGCCAGGACUUGAUCAAAGUGCUGCAGCUGCUAAAGCUCGUGCUGAGGAAGAAGCAAGAAAAAAACGAGAAGCAGCUGCAGCAGAAGCCGAUGCUAAAAGAAAAGAACGAGCAACACGUGUUGUUAAACCUAUUCUUCCAUAUAGCUCAAUGUUUAUAUUUAGUAGUACUAAUCCUAUUCGUCGACUUUGUCAUUUUAUUGUUACUCUUCGUUAUUUUGAAUUACUUAUAAUGAUUGUCAUAUGCCUUAGUUCAAUAUCGUUAGCUGCUGAAGAUCCUGUACAUGAAAAUUCCAAUCGUAAUCUUAUACUUAAUUAUCUUGAUUACGCAUUUACUGGCGUAUUUACUGUUGAAUUAUUACUCAAAAUCGUCGAUUUGGGUGUUGCACUUCACGAAGGAGCCUACUGUCGUGAUGUAUGGAAUCUACUUGAUGCUCUUGUUGUUAUUUGUGCGUUAGUCGCGUUUGGUUUUACGGAAAAUGGAGCCGGUAAAAAUUUGAAUACAAUCAAAUCUCUACGUGUUCUUCGUGUAUUACGCCCGUUAAAAACUAUAAAUCGUGUACCUAAAUUAAAAGCAGUAUUUGAUUGUGUGAUUACAUCAUUAUCUAAUGUUUUGACAAUUUUAAUUGUAUAUAUGUUAUUUCAAUUUAUUUUUGCUGUCAUUGCUGUACAAUUAUUUAAAGGAAAAUUCUAUCGAUGUUCGGACUUAUCGAAAGUAACACCAGAAGAAUGCCAAGGAAACUAUUUUGACUUUGGUAAUGGAAAACGUAAACCAGACUGCAAAAAAAGAUCAUGGGAUCCAUAUGAUUUUACCUAUGAUAGUGUACCACAAGCUAUUCUAACUUUAUUUACAGUACAAACAGGUGAAGGAUGGCCAACUGUCUUACAACAUUCAAUUGAUGCUACUGGUAUUAAUCGUGGUCCUCAGCCGGGCCAUCGACUUGAAGUAGCAGUGUUUUAUGUGGUUUAUUUUAUUGUAUUUCCAUUCUUUUUUGUCAAUAUUUUCGUGGCCUUAAUUAUUAUAACAUUUCAAGAUCAAGGACAAAAAGAAUUAGAAGAAGCAGAAAUUGAUAAAAAUCAAAAAUCAUGUAUUGAUUUUGCAUUGAAUGCUAAACCAAUUCAACGAUGUAAACCAAAACAAGAAGGUUCAUUGCGUUAUCGCAUUUGGCAAUUAUGUACAUCAUCAUACUUUGAAUUUUGUAUUAUGGUUAUGAUUGCACUGAAUACUUGUGUACUCAUGGCAAAAUACUAUCGUAGUCCAUCGACUUAUAAUGAUAUAUUGACAUAUGCUAAUACAACAUUUACAGCUCUAUUUACUGUUGAGAGUAUUCUGAAAAUUAUUGCGUUUGGUUUAAGAAAUUAUUUUCGUGAUAAAUGGAAUGCAUUUGAUUUUAUUACAGUACUUGGUAGUAUUGCUGAUGUACUCGUUACUGAAUUUCGACUAACUAAAGCAAAUGUCGCUCUUUCAGUUGGUCCACAAAAACAUAAGAAUACGUUGCUUAACUUGGGUUUUCUUCGUUUAUUUCGUGCGGCUCGUUUAAUAAAACUUCUUCGUCAAGGUUACACAAUUCGUAUUUUACUUUGGACAUUCAUGCAAUCAUUUAAAGCUCUACCCUAUGUUUGUCUAUUGAUUGCAAUGUUGUUUUUUAUUUAUGCUAUUAUUGGCAUGCAGGUUUUUGGAAAUGUUCGUCAUGAAUCGAGUACAGCCGAGAUAAAUCGACACAAUAAUUUUUCCAAUUUUUUUUAUGCUUUAAUGCUCUUGUUCAGAUGUGCAACAGGAGAAAGUUGGCAGGCUGUUAUGUUAGCAUGUAAAGCUGGAGUUGAAUGCCAACUUCAAUCUCACACUCGAGGAUAUAAUCAACCCGCAACUGUAUAUACGCAUCCAUCAGCAGGAUCAGCAUGUAUUGCAGCGUCACCGCCAAAACAUGAUGCUACUUUUGGUAGAUGUGGAUCAGAUUUUGCAUAUCUUUAUUUUUGUUCAUUUGUUUUUCUUUCGUCAUUUUUAAUGUUAAAUUUAUUCGUUGCGGUUAUAAUGGAUAAUUUUGAUUAUUUAACAAGAGAUUCAUCUAUAUUAGGUGCACAUCAUCUAGAUGAAUUUCUUCGUGCUUGGUCCGAAUAUGAUCCAGAUGGAACAGGAAAAUUAGAAUAUACAAAAAUGUUCGAAAUGUUACGACUUAUGUCACCGCCUGUUGGAUUUGGGACAAAAUGUCCAUCGAAAUUAGCUUAUAAACGUUUAAUUCGUAUGAAUAUGCCUAUUGAUGAUAAACGUCAAGUUCAUUUUACUACUACACUCUUUGCACUUAUUCGUGAAUCACUUGGAAUUAAAAUGAGUGCAGCUGCUGAAGAGAUGGAUGAAGCUGAUAAUGAACUACGUGACGUUCUAUGUAAAGUUUGGCCUAAUCAUGCAAAAAAGCAUAUUAAAUUACACGAAGGUGGAACGAAACCAUUACUCGAUCUGGUUUUACCACCUAAAAAUGAAUUACAUGGUAUACCUGGUUAUCCAAAAUUAACUGUUGGCAAAGUUUAUGCUUUAUGUUUAUACAUUGACAAUUAUCGUUCGUAUAAGCAAGGACAUACGAAUGAUACUGGCUUCAAUUUAAAUCGUCUAGUAUCAGCACUUAAAGAACGUGUUCAUUCAAGAGAAGGUAUUAAUGAAUAUGAUGCUGAUGGAAAACGAUCAUCAUUUCGUCGAUCCGGAGGAGGAAGUGGUGGAGGAAAUCGAUCAUCGAACUUUGACAAUAUGUUUUUGAGUAAAAAUAAAGUUUCUUCAAGUCGCCGAUCCAGUGCUGUCAUGGAAAAUGGGCAUAUCAUUACUAAAUCUUCAAAUUCACUGGGCGUUGACGAAGCACACCGAACAAAUAAUCAUCCAAAUAUAGAUAGCCUUUCAAAUCAACAUCACUAUGGUAAAACAUUAAAUGUACCCGAUCUUACCAGUACUCUUCAUGCCUUACCAAUUGUUACACCACCGGCACCAAUAAAUCCACCUCGGCCAGCAAUCAUGACAACACCCAAAUCAACAAUGAUUUCGAUUAAAAACCCUUCAAAUUCACUGGGUUUAUCGCCUACUGAGACACGACCAUUAUUACUCGUUACAACAGAAAAUGAUCAACAACAUACGAAAACAGUCACAGUCCCUAAUGGACGCCGUCUACCUUUAAGUGUUCCAGUAACAUCACGUGCACCGGUAGUAACUAAACAAGCAACAUUACCAAAACACAAUGAUCAUCAAACUAUACGUGAAACAACAACAGAAAAAUUAUCAUCAAAAAAAUAUAUUAGUAGUCGACCGCGACCAGCACUGUUCUUUUCAUCAACAAGAGCUCCUGAUCAAUCACCUGAACAGCAUCAACCGUUACUAGGUAGUAGUGGAAAUGAUACAAGCAGUCGUCAUGAUUCAAUUGAUUCACAUACAUCAACUGAUGAUGGCUAUGGAUUAAAUGAAAAUUGGCCACUAAGGACAAGUAUGAUAGGAGCACAAACUCGAAUAGUAUCAAUUAACGAUUCGUUGCCAUCGGCCAGUAUAGCUCAACCUCGACCACAAGCCAAUGCGAAUAAUUCUCGACAAUUACCAUCUUUGCCAAUGAAUAUACGACAAUUACCAUCAUUGCCUAGCUCAUUACGACAAUCACCAAACAUUGAUAGUUCAAAUUCGACAAAAUUAUAUUUUAAUAUUGAGGACACAGAAAAUGAUGAUGAAGCUUUAACAACAAAACUUGCACGUCCUGGAGAAUUAUUCUACUAUCAAACUUCGACAUCUUCGUCAUCAUCUUCGUCAGCAUCGAAUUCAAAUAAUUCAUCAUCUGAGAAUUCUGAUAAUGAAAAUAACCGAGAACCAUUUGAAAAUCGUAAUCAGGAAGUAGAAGGAGAAGAGGAGGAUGAGGAUGAGGAUCGAAUUUCGCCAUGUGAAUACGAAGCUUAA